Messenger RNA from Hyphopichia burtonii NRRL Y-1933, 1071 nucleotides. RefSeq names its product amidase. The coding region runs from base 1 to 1071 and encodes 356 amino acids. The transcript has a single exon. The record is from RefSeq and is a predicted model, not a curated record. NCBI's taxonomy places the organism in Eukaryota, Fungi, Ascomycota, Pichiomycetes, Serinales, Debaryomycetaceae. Gene Ontology annotation, biological process: protein catabolic process. Gene Ontology annotation, molecular function: protein-N-terminal glutamine amidohydrolase activity; protein-N-terminal asparagine amidohydrolase activity.
AUGAAGUUCAAGAUUGCAUGUAUUCAGAUCAACCCUGAGAUCGGGAAGUUGUCGCUGAAUAUCAAGAAAGUCGAAUCGUUGGUGUCCAAGUUGGUGGCUAACCCUAAAUAUACCAGUAUCGAUUUACUACUCUUACCCGAAUUUGCAUUAUCAGGGUAUAAUUUUAAAAGUAGAAAACACAUUGAACCAUACCUAGAACCAACUGGGAGUGGAGCUUCAUUUACUCUAGCAUCUAGAUUAUCCAAACAACUCAAAUGUUUCACUUUAAUUGGAUACCCUGAGAUUAAUCAAAAUUUAAUUUACAAUAGUGCAUUAUUAACUAGUCCAGCCGGUGAAUUAUUAUACAACUAUCGUAAAACCCACUUAUACGAAACUGAUGAAGGCUUUGAGUGUAAUGAGAAUCCAAAUCAGUCUUUUGAAUCAAUUCAAUUAGUGGCUGAUAAAAAUUAUUAUCUUAAUCCAGAUGAAAAUAAAUCUUAUCCAACUAUAACUACUAAUUUUGGUAUUUGUAUGGAUUUAAAUCCCUAUCAAUUCAAAGCUCCCUUUAAUGCUUUUGAAAUGUCCCUUAAAUGUUAUAUGAAUAAUGCUAAAUUAAUUUUAUGUCCUCUCAAUUGGUUAUCACAAAAAUCUCCUUCGAUAAACGAUUCAUUAUCGCCCGAAGCUAAAAAGGAUGAAAGCAACCAAUAUUCCAAGCAUUUCAUAAAUGGCCUGCAAGUGAUUAAUACUAGUGCCGAAUCUCAACCUCCUGUUGAAUCAAUUGAAAAAUUCGAUCCUAAAAUAUCAAAUUUAGAAACUAUCGACUACUGGAUCUUGAGAUUCUUCCCCUUCUUAAAACACCCUUAUAAUCAGCUUCCUCUGAAGCCCCAUAAAACUACAGUGGUUAUUAAUAACCGGGUUGGUCUUGAAGAUGAUGUCUUGUACGGAGGGUCCAGUACCAUCUUUCAAUUUGACGGUAAUUCUCCCGGGAACGACCUGAUUGACUCUACUAACCCUAGUGUUGACAUCGUUGGGAGCUUGAGUAUGGGUGAAGAAGGAGUCUUAUAUAGAGAAGUCGACUUAGACUUGGACUAA